CACAGAGGGGAGAGAAGUCAUUCAGAGAGAAAGUGGAUGGAGCUGACAAGGACACGGAGGGAGGAGAGCGCAAAGAGACGCCGUUCCUGACGGGAGGAGAGGAAAGUGGAAAAGAAGAGGAGGAGGAGGAGACGGACAAGAGGUCGAGCUUACGAGGGCUUGACUGACACCAGAGAGGCGAGGAGAGGAGGAGGAAGAGGAGGAGGAGCGUGAGGGCAAGUUGAUGGAUUUGAUUUGGCGAGAGUAUUUUUAGCAGAGAGAGGAGACAUGAGAGGAAUGCCGAAAUUAGAGACGCCGUCUCAGAGAGGGGAGAAACUCGGCAGAAAGAGGGAAUAACGAGGAGAUGAAGGAGGGGAGAGAUGUUGAGAUCAGAGUGUGACAGAGCAGAUUAUCUCUGGUCUGGUUCCCGGUGUACGUGCAUGAGUGGCUCCUGGUCCAUGUGAACGCGCGUUGUAGUAUGUUUCUAACUGUGGCUGCGCCGAGGAAGCGAGUCCGCUGCCAGAUGGAGGUUCCCCGUGGACACCAGCAGCACCUGAUAACACCGCUAAAAGGCGAGUGAGACCUGCAGCAGAUCAGUGACGAGGGAAGGAAAAAAAAGUGAGAAGUGGAAACAGACAAGGAGAUGGGAGACUUUUUCAAUCAGAGCUCGCAGUGACUUGAUUGCCACCUCUUGCCUACGAACGUCUCUGCAAGCUGCCGAAACUCAGGAGAAGAGAAACCACAACACUGGAACGAGGCGAGCUCUCGUCCGACAGACUGCAGCACCGAGCGGUUCCCUCCUCUGCUCUGCUGUCUCAUUAUUUUAAUUACCUUCCCUUCUUUCAUUUGUUGUUUUUUCUUUUCUUGUCCUCUCUGCUGAGCCCUUGGUGUUUUGUAUUCUAUCCUCCCUCUCUCCUCCCCUCCUCUGCCUCUCUUGCCUUCCCCCUCUGUCUCGUCCUCCCUUGUUCACUGUCACACUAACUGCCGUGGAUGCUGGAGUCACUCAUGUAGAAGACACCUUGCUUGGAGCACAUUUGUCUAGCUGAUUUUAAAUUUUUUCCCUCUUCUUCCCUUCCCCUGCUGAGAUAAAUGAUUAGAGCACCUGCAGAUUGAGAGGACCAGUGGGAGAUGACCAACAAGUAGCCAGCGCUGCUGAGUUCAUCUGAGCUCCAGCAGGAGACUUCAAACCGUACAGCUCUCCCUGACGCUACUUUUCUUUUAUAGAGUUGCUGCCACUAAGACUGCAUGGGUCCAUAGAGUUGGUAAGGCCAAACACCUAUCCAUGUGUGGAUUACAGUAGUGGAUUUAUCCUGGAGCUACAUGUGGGCCCCAGCCUCUGAGGCCUGGCUGGGAAAUGAUGCCUUUCCCGCAGCUGUAGGGGUGCUGUGGGCAACUAUGGCCCUGGAGGGCCGCUAUCUCCGGAGGGGAUCCCCGGCCAUGAUCAGAAAGGGCCAUCAGCGACGUCGCACAAAGCCAACUCUGGCUCAGGUCACUUCCACUCUGCUGUCAAGGACACGCCUUCAUGGCCUGCGGCACGUUUGCGUCCCCGGCGGCUCGGUCGGCCGCAGGGCCUUCUGGCUGCUGGCCCUCUGCACCUCCCUGGGGUUGCUUUUAUCCUGGUCCUCCAACCGCCUCCUGCACUGGCUUUCCUUCCCCACGUACACAAGGGUUCACGCUGAGUGGGCCAAAGAACUCGCCUUUCCUGCAGUCACUAUCUGCAACAACAACCCCAUCCGCCUCUACAAACUCACCAAGAGCGACCUGUAUUUCGCCGGCCACUGGCUGGGCCUGCUGCUGGCUAACCGGACAGUGAGGCCCAUGGUUUUGGACUUGCUUCAGGAGGACCGCCGGGCCUGGUUCAGGAAGCUCUCCGACUUCAGGCUCUUCCUGCCACCGAGAAACUUUGAGGGAACCAACCUGGAGUUUAUGGACAGACUGAGCCACCAACUGGAUGACAUGCUGCUCUCAUGCAAAUACAGAGGGGAGCCCUGUGGAGCUCACAACUUCUCCUCCGUGUUCACCAGGUACGGGAAGUGCUACAUGUUCAACGCCGCCGAGGAGGGGAAGACGCUGCUCACCACUAUGAAGGGAGGGACGGGGAACGGCCUGGAGAUCAUGCUGGACAUACAGCAAGACGAGUACCUGCCAGUGUGGGGCGACACAGAGGAUACAGCCUUCGAGGCAGGCGUACGGGUGCAGAUCCACAGCCAGGCGGAGCCCCCGUUUGUCCAUGAGCUGGGCUUCGGAGUUGCCCCCGGCUUCCAGACUUUUGUAGCCACACAGGAGCAGAGGCUGACCUACCUGCCUCCCCCGUGGGGAGAGUGCGAGUCCAAAGCUCUGGAGUCGGGCUUCUUUCAGGUCUACAGCGUUACCGCCUGCAGGAUCGACUGUGAAACACGCUACAUCGUGGAGAACUGCAACUGCAGGAUGGUACACAUGCCCGGUGACGCCUCCUACUGCACACCUGAGCAGUACAAAGACUGUGCUGAACCUGCCCUCGCUAAACUUUCUGCAGUGGAGAGCAGUAACUGCAUGUGCCGGACGCCAUGCAACAUGACCCGCUACAACAAAGAGCUGUCCAUGGUCAAAAUCCCCAGCAAGACCUCGGCCCGAUAUCUACAGAAGAAGUUCAACAAGUCGGAGAAGUACAUCACAGACAACAUCUUGGUGCUGGAUGUGUUCUUUGAAGCAUUGAACUACGAGACCAUCGAGCAGAAGAAAGCCUAUGAGGUGGCAGGUUUGCUGGGUGAUAUUGGCGGUCAGAUGGGUUUGUUCAUCGGAGCCAGCAUUCUCACCAUCUUAGAGCUAUUUGACUACGCUUAUGAGGUGGUGAAAGACAGACUACUGGACCUACUGAGCAGAGAGGAGGAGGAGGAGAGUCACGGAGAGGAUGUGAGUUCCUGUGACCCAGUGGCGAACCACUCCGAGUCCAUCAGCCACACCGUGACCGUCCCCCUGCAGACGACACUGGGCACCCUGGAGGAGAUCGCCUGCUGAAGCCCUCCUCCCUUCCCCUCACAGUCAACACACAUCCAGCGGCUGCCUCCCUUCACCGGGUGGCGCUACAUCCUUUGUUAUGGCAUCCGACGGGACCUUAACAGGGGAGGGGAGGAGACGAGGACAGGAACAGGGGUUGGUCUGAGGACAGCGCUGCGCUCUGUCACACCCUCCUGUCUGAGGCACUAAUGGGGAUUAAGGAGCUGUCAGCUGGACUUAUCAGCACUCUCUGUCAGCCUGCACUGUACUGCUAUGGGAGGGCGACCUCUGCUACACCAGACCCGCAGUGGGGUCCAAUUCUCCACAUACAUGCACACACAAAACCAGACAUCGGGUGGGGCAACUACCCAUAAAAAGGGGGACUCAUCCCUGUGCAGCAUAUCUAUGUAACAAACACAUUCAUAUGUCGCUCACUGCCAAAUGAACUGUACAAAAAAAAUUAGUUUCGAACUGUCCAAACUGCAUGCGUCGCUCUAUCUUGCUCUCUUUGCUGAUGCAUACGCUGGACUGCAGUGUUGCUUUACUGUACAUGUGUGCCAUUUGUCUCUCUAUCUGCAGGACAGGCCCCACAAUGAGGGGCCCGGGCGAGAAAUCGAAUGUACAGAUUGAACAUAUGGUUUGUUUAAAAUCAUAGUUCAGGUGUGACCAAUCCAUCUUUGAGCAAUUUAUCAUUUAUUACUUAAUUAUUGUGGGGUAGAACGGGGUCAGAAGGGGGGGGGGGAGGAAUAUUUUGCUCUGUUUACUGAAAACAGAGUGAAAUCUGAACAUUUUGCCGCCCGCGUCUUGCAUAUUUUAUUCACCUGUCAGUUUCAGUUUAAUCACUUUACUAGAAGGAGAGUUUUGCUACAAGACUCCUGCGGUGCUAAGCUCACGUUUGCAGGCAUCUUUAAAGGAAUGUCUAACUGGUAAUUUAUGUGGAUAACAGACUGGCUUCUGGGUGCUGCAGCUCACCAGAGCAGCCCAGCAAAAUGAGAUAGAAACCAAAUUUAUCUGCAGCAAGACAAGUCCAGAACACCUAUGAAUAUAGCCGGGAUGUUGUUAAACUAUUACUUCAUUAAGAAUAUGCCAGGGUGAUAUUUCGGACAGUUAUUAAUUUUUUAUCAAGGAUGCUAAAAGAAAUCCCCAGGCUUGACAAGUGUAAACACUUUUUCAUGAUGAUAAAAAUUACUACAAAAGCACCACAAGCAGAGUUUAGUUGGGAUGUUUGUCUGUUUUUUAAGAUACAUACAGGGUCUGCAGUGUUAUGAUGUAAAUAAUUGUCUUUUUUUUUUCUCACAAAAACGGGUACCACGCAGACAUGCCUGAAGCAGAUCUAAUUUCAAAUAAUUUUUGUACAAACAUCAACUCCAAGUCCAGAAGGAACGACAUUUCUCUCACUUUUUUUUUCUUUUUUACUCAAUCUGCAGUUCUCAGUAGGUGAGUAUGUUAUGUAACCGCCAGUAGCAUAUUUGGGGUAGUCGAAUGUCAUGCUGAAAAUGAAGGACACACUUUGCUAUGAGCACCAGACAUCCUUUUCGGUACAGGUUCAGAAACAACCAUUACAUAUAUACGGCUUUACACCAAAAGCUUUUGUGAGACUGUUUGGAAGAUUUAGUGUAUCAGAGUUUUCUAGUCCAUGAUCCUUCUAGCAUGGUGUCUGUCAUCAUGGUAAUGUACAUUACAGGUAGGAAUGAAUUCAAGUGCUUCGUGAGACUGUCUGAAUUAUAAUUUCCCAUCUGUGGCUCAACCUGCUGUCUCUGUGUACUAUCUCAUGUUGUGGCUUCAGACGAACACAGUCCUCAGCCGACCUGCAGCGGCGUCAGACCGACGUGUCUCGCUUCUCUCUGGUGGCAAACAACACUGGAUGUUUCUUCUCUCUUCUUUGGCUUCAAUUGUUAUCGCAGGACAGCAUUUUCUCAUUUUGUGAUGCAGCAUACAGUGUGUGUUUUUAAUGUGAAACGAUUAAAUGAAAAAGUUUGUUUUUGCA
Amphiprion ocellaris (clown anemonefish) is the source of this 4942-nucleotide messenger RNA. RefSeq names its product acid-sensing (proton-gated) ion channel 2 (gene asic2). Bases 1300 to 2976 code for a protein of 558 amino acids. Gene Ontology annotation, biological process: sodium ion transmembrane transport. The record is from RefSeq and is a predicted model, not a curated record. Lineage: Eukaryota; Metazoa; Chordata; Actinopteri; Pomacentridae. Gene Ontology annotation, cellular component: membrane. The transcript is spliced from 10 exons. Gene Ontology annotation, molecular function: ligand-gated sodium channel activity.